This is a messenger RNA of Cynocephalus volans (Philippine flying lemur), 947 nucleotides long. It is a transcript of the gene YPEL2, whose product is annotated as yippee like 2. The transcript is spliced from 4 exons. NCBI's taxonomy places the organism in Eukaryota, Metazoa, Chordata, Mammalia, Dermoptera, Cynocephalidae. The record is from RefSeq and is a predicted model, not a curated record. The coding region runs from base 189 to 548 and encodes 119 amino acids.
AACCAGCCCUAGACCUCUGCUUGAGGGUUCUUCCUCUGAAGACAUCACCAGUGUGUGGAGCCUGCCCCACACCCACCCCCUGCCAAACCACGGCCUUUACCUGUGUCUUCCGGUGUUUCCCGUGCGACCCAUCCUGUGGGAGUGCCUCGUGGGCUGCCCCGGAGUUCGCCCCACACUCAGCGGCACCAAUGGUGAAGAUGACAAGAUCGAAGACUUUCCAGGCAUAUCUGCCUUCCUGCCACCGGACCUACAGCUGCAUUCACUGCAGAGCUCACUUGGCAAAUCAUGAUGAACUAAUUUCUAAGUCGUUCCAAGGAAGUCAAGGACGAGCAUACCUCUUUAACUCAGUAGUUAACGUGGGCUGUGGGCCUGCAGAAGAGCGAGUGUUGCUAACAGGACUGCAUGCAGUCGCAGACAUUUACUGUGAAAACUGUAAAACCACGCUGGGCUGGAAAUAUGAACAUGCUUUUGAAAGCAGCCAGAAAUAUAAAGAAGGCAAAUACAUCAUUGAACUAGCACACAUGAUCAAGGACAAUGGCUGGGACUGAUGGAACAGCAUCCACCCAACCCAGUGUCCACACGAACGCCAUCCAACCGAACAUUCUACCCAAGCGUGAGAGAGUGACUGAACACUGGUUCCAUCCAUUUAGAGGCCUUGCCAUCUGGGGAAUCCUCCCACCCUGAUGCCAUCUUUCUGGUGACCGGCCUCUAAAUCGCUGUCUCUCUGUCUCUUUGCUUUGUAUCUGUUUGUGAGUUGAUCCUGGCUUCUCCCUCUGUUCUAGUGUUGGCUGAAAACAAAACAACGAAAGGAACAGAUCCUCGACCGCAUGGCGGCAGCCUACCUUGAUAAGGGCCCCAGGGCCCACGCAAGAGCUGCCUGAUGGCCCCUUGUCAGGAGAGCAGUAGCUCGGGGGAGUGAGGAAGAGGGAAAAAGGGGAACCCUGAGC